Messenger RNA from Planococcus citri (citrus mealybug), 965 nucleotides. RefSeq names its product histone H3.3A. The transcript has 4 exons. Lineage: Eukaryota; Metazoa; Arthropoda; Insecta; Hemiptera; Pseudococcidae. The record is from RefSeq and is a predicted model, not a curated record. Gene Ontology annotation, molecular function: structural constituent of chromatin; DNA binding; protein heterodimerization activity. Gene Ontology annotation, cellular component: nucleus; nucleosome. The coding region runs from base 161 to 571 and encodes 136 amino acids.
UUUUGAGGGAAAUUGAAGAAAAUUUUUGUUUGAAAGAAAGGGAGGCCAUCUUGUUUCCUUCGCUUGAACCUUUCCUAUCGUCGCGUUUCGCAUUCGUGUUUAGUGUUGCAUAAUUAUUUGUUUUGUGUUGUGAAUUUAUUCAAGAAGUUGAUCUUUUGAAAUGGCUCGUACUAAGCAGACAGCUCGUAAAUCGACGGGAGGUAAAGCUCCCCGUAAACAGCUCGCUACCAAAGCAGCCCGUAAAAGCGCGCCAUCCACUGGAGGAGUAAAGAAACCCCAUCGUUACAGGCCCGGUACCGUCGCUCUUCGAGAAAUCCGUCGUUAUCAAAAGUCUACUGAAUUGUUGAUCAGAAAAUUACCUUUCCAACGUUUAGUUCGUGAAAUUGCACAGGAUUUCAAAACUGACUUGCGUUUCCAAAGUGCUGCUAUCGGAGCUUUACAAGAAGCAAGUGAAGCUUAUUUGGUCGGUUUAUUCGAAGAUACUAACUUGUGCGCUAUCCACGCCAAAAGAGUAACCAUUAUGCCAAAAGAUAUCCAAUUGGCUCGUCGUAUUCGAGGAGAACGUGCUUAAGUGUGUGUUUUAUUUUAUUUCCCUAAAUUUUAAGUUGGCUAGGAAUUAUGUGUUGAAGAACUAAGGUUAGGUAAACCAUUACAAUUUAUUUUUAUUUUUCUAUCGUCUUAUUCAGCGAUUAAUUACUUUAAGAGCAGUUCCUAAUGUUAUUUACGAAAAUUCAAAAUUAUCUUCACUUUUAAUGUUAUUGAAAUUCCGAUAGUAUUUCAGUCUAAAACUUGGUAUCUUAUUGCAUUUGCUGUAAGUUUAUUCAUUAUUCGUUAAUUUAUCUUCGGUUUUUACGGACAUUUUUUAAUUUUUUUAAUAUCGCUUCGUAGAUGACUUUAUUUGAUGUGUUGACUACGUACUACGUUGCAUAAUGUAAUUGAUCACAAUAAAGUUUUAAUAUGCUUUA